AUGGACCAAUUCUCAUUUUUCCCGUUCUUAUGGCUUAUGAUAGCCUUGAUUUCUCAAAAUCAUGCUGUGAACCAUGAAGAAUGGAUGAAGUGUUUUGAUGACCCGGACUAUGAUGAAUUGUUAAAUGUUGCCAGAAAUGGGCUGAACAAGACUUCAAAUCCAAAGACCAUUGUGAUCGUUGGGGCAGGAAUAAGUGGGCUCACUGCUGCCAAAUUGCUGAAAGAUGCAGGACAUCAGGUUCAGAUUCUGGAAGCCAGUGACCGUGUGGGGGGUCGGAUAAAGACCCACCGUGAGAAGGACUGGUAUUUGGAUGUGGGACCUAUGCGUCUGCCCAAGGCACAAAAAAUUAUUCGUGAAUAUCUUAAGAAAUUCAACCUCUCAUUAAACCCGUUUGUUCAGACUGAUAAGAAUGCCUGGUAUUUGGUUAGAAAUAGAAAGGAAAGAGUGGGAGCUGUGAGUGAAAACGCUGGGCUUUUGGGAUAUCAAGUGGCUCCCAGUGAGAGGGGAAAGUCUGCCGAUCAACUCUACCGCGAAACACUGGAUAAGGUGACAAAAAACUGCACAGUUUUGAAGAACAAAUAUGAUUCAUACAACACCAUUGAAUACUUAACUAAAGAAGGAAAUCUGAGCAGCGGAGCAGUGGACAUGAUUGGCGACCUCUUGAAUGAAGAUGCUGGGUUCUAUACUUCAUUUCUCAACUCUGUUUUGGAAUAUGUGACCUUCUUUGAUGAUGACAGUUUUGAGGAAAUCACAGGUGGAUUUGACCAGCUCCCCAACAGCUUCUCCCAGGAAAUGCCUGGGACAAUCAGUUUAAACAGCAGAGUAGAGAAAAUCUUUCGCUUAGGCAAGAAAGUGAGGGUGUUUUACCACAAGCUGGGCAAAGGUGCCUUGUCGUAUCUGACCGCCGACUACGUCCUCGUCACCGCAACUGCUAAAGCCACACGACUCAUCAAGUUCCAGCCGCCUCUUUCCCAUUCAAAGGCUCAUGCUCUGCGCUCUUUUCAUUACGCAAGUUCUACCAAAAUUGGCUUGGCCUGCACAGACAAAUUUUGGGAGAAAGACGGCAUCCGAGGUGGGAAGUCGAUCACAGAUCACCCUUCCCGCAUAAUCUACUACCCAAACCAUAACUUCUCUAGCGGCCUUGGGGUACUCCUGGCAUCUUACACCUGGAAUGAUGACGCUGACUUUUUUGUUCCCCUCAGUGAGGAAAAGUGUGUUGACGUAGUAAUGGAUGACCUGUCAGAAAUCCACAAUGUGACCAAGGAUUACCUCAAAUCUGUUUGCAACAGGCAUGUGGUGCAGAAAUGGGCCCUAGAUAAGUUUUCCAUGGCAGCCUUUGCCUCUCCUACUCCAUACCAGUUUAGCAAAUUUUUCAAGACUUUGUUUCAGAAUGAAGGGAGAGUGUACUUCGCAGGAGAGCACACAGCCCACCCUCAUGCUUGGAUUGACACUGCAAUGAAAUCUGCUAUAAGGGCAGCAAGUAACAUUCAUCUCAAUGCCAGAUCUAUAUUGUAG
Rhineura floridana is the source of this 1515-nucleotide messenger RNA. Its product is annotated as L-amino-acid oxidase-like. The transcript has 7 exons. The record is from RefSeq and is a predicted model, not a curated record. Gene Ontology annotation, molecular function: L-amino-acid oxidase activity; polyamine oxidase activity. The coding region runs from base 1 to 1515 and encodes 504 amino acids. Lineage: Eukaryota; Metazoa; Chordata; Lepidosauria; Squamata; Rhineuridae. Gene Ontology annotation, biological process: amino acid catabolic process.